GCCGCGCAGCUCCUGCAGCGCAGCAACGACGUCGAGCAGGCCCAGAUCAACAUCUCCGCCCACUACGUCACCUCGAACGUGCUGUUCUCCAACUUCCUGUCGCCGGACAUGAACUACUCGUGCGCCCACUGGUCCGCCGACCCGACCGAAGCCCUGGUAGCCGCCCAGCGCCGCAAAGUGCACGCCCUCCUGUGCAAGGCCAAGAUCGCCCCCGCGCAUCACAUCCUCGACAUCGGCUGCGGCUGGGGCGACCUCGCCAUCCAGGCCGCGCAGACGUACCACUGCCGCGUCACGGCCGUCACCCUCUCCAAGGAGCAGAAGCGCUGGGCCGACGACCGCAUCCAAGCCGCCGGGCUGGCCGAUCGCAUCGAGAUCCUGCUCUGCGACUACCGCAACGUGCGGCCGCCCGCCGCCACCGGGUACUACGACCGCGUCAUCUCGGUGGGCAUGUUCGAGCACGUCGGCCGCGAAUACUUGGCGGAAUACUUUGCGACCAUCUCGCGGCUGCUGCAUCCCAGGGAGGGGAUCCUGGUGUUGGAUGGGAUCACGGCGAUCAAUCGGAUCCACAGCCUGCAAGCGCGCACCGACCUCUUCAUGCUCAAAUACAUCUUCCCGGGUGGCUACCUCCCCACCACCGGCAUGCUGCUCGAUCACAUCCACCAAGGCUCCGGCAAGACGCUGGAGAUCACCUCAGCCGAAAGCGCCGGCUCGCACUACGCGCGAUCCCUGGAGGUGUGGCGCCGCAAUUUCUUCCGGAACUGGGGCGCGAUCGAGACGGAUUUCCGCGCCGAAAAUCGCCAGUGUACCGAUUUCGAGGUCGAGGCCUAUCGCCGGAAAUGGCUGUACUAUUUUGUCGUGGCCGAGACGAGCUUCCGUCUGCAGCUGCUGAAUAACUUCACCAUCACGGCGGCGAGGACGCCCGGGUCGGAGGUUAGCUAUGAGUCGUUACCGUAUGUGGAGGUGUAGGUGCACAAUUUCUGGUCGCGGCUGGUGGGGGUAUAGGAAUCGCAUGGUGCUGCUCACAAGGGGAGUUAAGAUAGAAGGGAUUUAUGGAUUGCGCGGAGAUCUCUGAUGCUGUCGUCUCCGUGGUGUGAGCGAGACAACAAAUAAAUACGUGCAGAUUCGACAGUACCAGUACGAAUUGCUCACAGAAUUUUACAACUGCC
This is a messenger RNA of Aspergillus japonicus CBS 114.51, 1166 nucleotides long. RefSeq names its product putative methyltransferase. The transcript has 3 exons. Gene Ontology annotation, biological process: lipid biosynthetic process. The annotation marks the transcript as partial. Lineage: Eukaryota; Fungi; Ascomycota; Eurotiomycetes; Eurotiales; Aspergillaceae. The record is from RefSeq and is a predicted model, not a curated record.